Trichoderma atroviride IMI 206040 is the source of this 527-nucleotide messenger RNA. The record is from RefSeq and is a predicted model, not a curated record. Lineage: Eukaryota; Fungi; Ascomycota; Sordariomycetes; Hypocreales; Hypocreaceae.
GGUGGUGCUAACCGAGAAGGUGAUUCUAUUCUUGUCCUCAUCGCUUUGCUGCGGCAAGGCGAAGCCCUUAAAGGCCCCGAAGAAGCAGAACAAGGACCUCGACGAUGACGACCUGGCAUAUCUCGAGAAGAAGAAGGCUGACGAGAAGGCGCGCAAGGACCUCGUUGCCAAGGCCGGCGGCAGAGGCCCUCUGAACACUGGCACCCAGGGCAUCAAGAAGAGCGGUAAGAAAUAGAUGACAGACGACGAAGCAAUAUGCUAUUGGGAACCGUUUACACGAGCCUGCUGCGAAGUUUGCGAUAAUAUGGGGAGCUACAAGAGGAUGUCCUGUGGUAGAUGACUCUUCACACGGCAGCGACUGUUGGAUCAAGUGGAAAGGCCACGUCCGCACUGAGGGUUAAGAUCUGUAGUUUCCGCAGGGAAUGUUAUCCGGCGUUUGGAAUAUACUUUUAUAUACUGAUUUGACAUCUAUGGAGGUUUGCGCCGUCCGUGUCUACGCUGGCGAUGCGCCGUGCUUCGCUCAAAGG